Linepithema humile (Argentine ant) is the source of this 2431-nucleotide messenger RNA. RefSeq names its product FGGY carbohydrate kinase domain-containing protein. Gene Ontology annotation, molecular function: D-ribulokinase activity. Gene Ontology annotation, biological process: carbohydrate phosphorylation; pentose metabolic process. Gene Ontology annotation, cellular component: cytoplasm. NCBI's taxonomy places the organism in Eukaryota, Metazoa, Arthropoda, Insecta, Hymenoptera, Formicidae. The record is from RefSeq and is a predicted model, not a curated record.
CAUGUGGAAUAAGCAACGAGUUUUUAUGCAACGAUCAUGUGGCAUAUUUUUUACGGUUGUUAUGCUUCAUCAAUUUUGCAUAUUUCUCAUCAGAACGUAAAUGACAUCAUUAUAUUACGUUAUAUUAUUGGGUGUCGCCGAAGAUGACUUUCACUAAAUAAUGGGAAAUUCCUUAUUUACAUACAUUGACAUAACAGAGUACACAAUACCAUAACAGAAUUGUACAGUAGCAACUAUAAAAGCCAGCCCUCCUUACAGUCUAAACUGGAUGCAAAGCGUUUAGUUGACUUCGCUUGACUUGAGUGAAUGUUUGUCGUAAUUCAGCUGCAUCAGUCAUGGAUUUUUUUGUGGGUGUAGAUGUGGGAACAGGAAGCGUUCGAGCAGCUCUGGUGGCUUCAAAUGGAAAAUUAAUAAAAGUGGCUACAUGUCCACUCGAAAUCUUUCAUCCUGCCCCAAACUUUUACGAACAAUCCUCUGAAAACAUUUGGAGCGCUGUGUGCCAUGUUGUCAAGUCAGUUGUUGCUGAUAUCUCAGCAGAAGAUGUUAAAGGAAUUGGUUUUGACGCCACUUGCUCAAUGGUGGCUAUAGAUAAAACAGGCUCACCAGUAACAGUCAGUCUUACAGGACAGGAGAAACAGAAUGUCAUACUAUGGAUGGAUCAUAGAGCGCAGGAGGAAGCCAAUUUUAUCAAUUCUACAGGCCACGAUAUACUGCAAUAUGUAGGCGGCAAAGUUUCUCUCGAGAUGCAAACACCAAAAAUGCUGUGGCUGAAAAAAAAUUUACCUGCUUCCUGGAACUCUGUAGCGCUACUGUUUGAUCUACCAGAUUUUUUAACAUGGAAGGCAACCGAAUCGGAAUCACGAUCGUUGUGUUCGUUAGUAUGCAAGUGGAAUUAUAGCGCCAAUCCUGAUGGCAAGAAUGGAUGGGAUGAGGAUUUCUUCGACCAACUUAAUUUACGGGACUUAAAGAAAGAUAAUUGGAGAAAAAUAGGUAAUAAUGUACGAGUCCCCGGCGAUGCGAUUGAAUCUGGAUUAUCAACGAAAGCUGCGGCGGAAUUGGGAUUAUUGAAAGGUACACCAGUGGGAACGUCGCUGAUUGAUGCACACGCCGGUGGCCUUGGCAUGGUCGGGUGUUAUGCGCCAGACGUGUCUUCGAAUUUCUCCAAUCGACUGGCUUUGAUUUGCGGUACAUCGACGUGUCACAUGGUUGUAAAUGAGAACAAGAUAUUUGUACAAGGCGUUUGGGGCCCAUAUUAUAGCGCAAUGGUGCCUAGUUUCUGGCUCAACGAAGGUGGUCAAAGUGCUACUGGAAAGCUCCUUGAUCACGUCAUCGAUACGCAUCCCGCAACGCCAGGAAUCCUGAAAAGUUUAGCUGGAAACAAACACAUUCAACAAUACUUGUCGGAAUUAUUGCACGUAAUGGCUGAGCAGAAAAAUCUACAGAACGUAUCGUACCUGACGAAAGAUAUACAUGUGUGGCCUGAUUUUCACGGUAACCGUUCGCCUCUUGCUGAUCCAAGUCUUAGAGGAAUGGUAUCCGGAUUAUCCUUAUCUGUGGAUCAAGAGAACUUAGCGUUAUUAUACUUAGCAACAGUACAGGCGUUAACGUAUGGUACGAAGCAUAUAAUUGAAACCUUGACGGCUGCCGGCCAUAACAUCGAGACUAUACUGGUUUGUGGUGGUCUUAGUCAGAAUCCGCUGUUUAUUCAAAUCCAAGCCGACGUGUUGGCGUUACCAGUACUCUGUCCUGUGGAACGAGAAUCAGUUUUGAUCGGCGCGGCGAUCCUUGGAGCAUGUGCCACGAAAAAAUAUUCUAUGCAAGAGACUAUCAAAAGAAUGGCAGGAUUAGCAAAUAUAGUGAAACCAACGAGCGAAUGUUACAAAUAUCAUCUUCGAAAAUAUCACGUAUUCAAGAGAAUGGUUCAGGAUCAACAAGAAUACAGGAAAUUAAUGAGCGAAGAAUUAUAGUUCAAUCUCUUUUACCUUUUUAGCCUAAACGAGUUAAGAAUAGGCUGUGUUCGAUGAAUAUUUUCGCAAUUGGUAGUUUUAGUAAAGAUAAACGUUCUGCGAAUAUUCGAUAAACUUUCAUAAAGAAUCUCUGAAACUAAAAUGUGAACGUUGUAUAAAUUUUAAAAUAACUUUAUUGGUACAAAUAUUGGAAAAGAUACCAAAUGGAUAGUAGUAUAGUGGUACAUAAUUAUAAUUGUUAAUUUAGCACAGAAAACAGUACUUUGUGACGACAAGACACUGUUUUCUGUAGUUGAUCUAAUCCUACUAUCUAAAAGAAGACAAUGCUUUUAUUAUAUUACAUAUUUUUAUAUUCAUUUAAUUUUUGAUCUACUUUGUAAUAUAAAAAUAGACCAAUAUAUAGAAUAUAUAGAAACUUGUACACAGAAAAUAUUCCAUGUAAUAAAACUAUAUUACGAUCUGUA